Messenger RNA from Uncinocarpus reesii 1704, 942 nucleotides. RefSeq lists its product as uncharacterized. The transcript has 2 exons. Gene Ontology annotation, biological process: mRNA cis splicing, via spliceosome. Bases 1 to 942 code for a protein of 313 amino acids. NCBI's taxonomy places the organism in Eukaryota, Fungi, Ascomycota, Eurotiomycetes, Onygenales, Onygenaceae. Gene Ontology annotation, cellular component: spliceosomal complex; cytosol. The record is from RefSeq and is a predicted model, not a curated record.
AUGGAGGCCCUUCAUGGCCCUCCGAACCCCUCAUCUUUCAUCUCGCUCGCUGAACAUCAGUCCCACACGCCUGAAUCCUUUUAUUCUGGCCCUCCGAUCCUGCACCACCUCAGCGAAAGAUGCAAGAUCGUGAUUCUCGAGGGGGAAUUGGCAUCUGUUUCCGCAUUAAGCGGCCUAAGGCCAGGUGUUAGUCAAGAGGCAACGAAUGGCGCUCAACCUUCUGAAGGCUCUAGUGACCAAGACAAGGAGAUUGUGAUUGAUGGCGUGGAUGUUUGGGUUACGUCCGAAAAACUACUGCUGUACAAUCCGUCUACAACGACAGGUGUCGCCAUCCCAUACCGUACCAUUUCGCUCCACGCGAUUCAGCGCCUCAGAUUACCAGACUCGCAAGAACGUAACGAUGUCCAAGGACUAUACAUGCAGCUGUCAAUUGGGGUCGAUGCAGAAGAGGAUCUGGAGGAAGACGCCGUCUCGCUAACCGUCGUACCCCCCGCGCCGCAGCCAGCGACUACGCAGGCACAAAGCGAGGGAGAAAACGAGUCUUUGCUUACAGACGACAAACCUUCACAAACCCCUACGGAGCUUCUCUAUGCUGCCCUAUCUGCCUGUUCUAAUCUGCAUCCGGACCCGGCCGACGAAGAAGACGACCUGGGCGGUCAGCCGUUGGCUGAUAGUGCGUUGUUCCAGAGUGGACUGGUGAUUCCCGGUAACAAUGCGGGCGGCCUUCCUCCCGCGAUGCCCGGAAGCGGAGGGUGGAUUACGGCGGAAAAUAUGCACGAGUUCUUUGAUGAGGAGGGUAAUUGGAUUGGUGAGGGACGAGGACCCCUAGGGCCUGGCGCUGGCUCAGUCCGGCCGCGGGAGGAAGAUGACGAGGGGAACCAAGCGGGAGAAGACGGUAGCGGUGCCGGAGCGGAAGAAACGAAAUGGCAGAGAACUGGAUGA